Molecule: messenger RNA, 1257 nt
Organism: Linum trigynum
Lineage: Eukaryota; Viridiplantae; Streptophyta; Magnoliopsida; Malpighiales; Linaceae
Source: the annotation of a GenBank genome assembly
AUAAAUUCAAAAUAAAAAUAAAUUAAUUCGUUCACAUCAAGCCCGCCCAGUUUCGGCCCAUCUAUGAUAUGGAUCAGGCCCAAGUCUCUAAACAAAGCCCGAACGUUCUAUAGGCCGCCGGCCUCCCGCGCAAAUAGCAGUUACUAAUGUUGACACAGUAACGGUUUCCGUUCCGUCGGACGUCUAUCGGUUCAUCUUGAUCGGCAAGCCACUUUUUUGCCGAAUUAAUUUAUUUUUCGAAUUGGCUCGACUCCCGAUGGUUCGUCUGUCUUCCAUUCGGCAAUUCCCCUCUCAAUUAUUCGUCACUCUGUUCACGAGUCGGUUAAUUUUCCAUGGAGUUCAGGUACAGAGCCGGCGACCGCAGGUCGCCGCCGGGGGAGUCCUCCUUCCACGGGCCAUCACACUUCGCCGCCGCUGUGCCUCAUCCGGCAAUUCGAGGUGUUCCGCCGAGCGUACAACUGAUGACGGACGAGACGCUGCACCGGGAACUGGAGAAGGCGCGGGUGUGGCAGGAGAUACUGGCGGAGGAGAUCGAGCGGCGUAAGGAGGUUAUGAGGGCGGUGUUGCGUCGGCAGAUGAUCGGGGAGAGAGAUCCGGAGCCAUCAAUUUCGCACGUGGCAGUCGACGGCGGAGUCGGGCGCCUGACAUAUCCGGUACGGCCGCCGGAGCGCCGUUUCAUUAUUCCUUCUCCGAUACCGACGACGCCUGAGGUCAGGCCUCCUUCUGCCUCGGUCGCGGAACCUAACAAAGCGGAGAAGGUGCCGGACCGGAUUCGGGACCUCGGACAAGAAAACAAGAAUUCCGAUCUCGGAGGCUGGAAGCAUGAGGAAUUUGAGGCGGGGGAGAAACCCAAGGAAGAUUUAAGGUGCGUGGUGUGCCAGGUAAGUGCUACUUCUCAUAAGCAAAUGAUCGAACACCUUGCGGGCAAGCAGCACGAGGCCAAAUCUCGCUAUUUGGUAGGGAGGACAGGGAAGAGAGUUGGUUCCCAGAUGCAGAAGAAUCAUGGGAAGCGUGAGAAGUUCAGUAGGAAGUGAAGCCAUUGGGAGAUUAGAAUGUAGAACGUGACCGUAACUAUUCUGUUUGUUUAUAGUCUUUCUUUCCCUUAACUGUAAUCUUUUGGUAGUAGUAAUGGGCAGGCAGACUCCGCCAUUUCCUUCCUCCUGUCUUCUUUCUUUUUCAUCACAAGAAGCGAACAGCAGUAACCACCAAAAGAAGGAAACUUUACAUUGCCACAGCCAAUCAAACCACCUUUGACCU